Messenger RNA from Pieris rapae (cabbage white), 2081 nucleotides. Its product is annotated as cathepsin O. The record is from RefSeq and is a predicted model, not a curated record. Gene Ontology annotation, molecular function: cysteine-type endopeptidase activity. Gene Ontology annotation, cellular component: lysosome. The transcript is spliced from 6 exons. The coding region runs from base 97 to 1242 and encodes 381 amino acids. Lineage: Eukaryota; Metazoa; Arthropoda; Insecta; Lepidoptera; Pieridae.
UUUAACUUUUAGAAAAUCGAGAUUAUCAGAGUCAAGUGCACGCAAAUUUUGUUUACAAAAAACUUUUCUUUACUUCUGUAAUUCUCUAAAAUUAUAAUGAAAAAGUGGUGGAACUGGAUUUUGGUUUUUGCUUUAUUGUGUUUAUUAUUCGUGGCUAUACCGCUUUCCUACUCAGGAGGUAGGAGUAAAGAAGAAUUACGUCCUAUGUUUGAAGAAUAUGUAAAGAAAUAUAAUAAAAGUUAUUUUAAUAACUCUGCGGAAUACGAAACAAGAUUUGAACAUUUUGUGGCUUCAGUUCAGGAAAUAGAUGAACUUAAUUCAAAAUCCAGAGGGCCAGAGCAGUACCGAGCAAAGUAUGGCCUAACUCAUCUCUCAGAUAUGUCUAAAAUAGAGUUUCAAGAGCUCCAUCUAGCAGAUGAACAACCUCAUAGGAGAAAAGAUUCUCGUAAAUCAAGGAACCCAUUGUUAACUAUGUCAAAUCUGGAUGAUAAAGAAAAAUAUGAAACAGAAAAAGAUAAGAGUGCUCCAAUAUCAUUACAUGAUAAUAUCUAUAUUAUUAUAAGGAAGGAGAGGGCAGCAGCCCCACUUCCUCUGCAGAUUGAUUGGCGGUCGAAGGGUGUCAUUGGAGCCGUGAAGGACCAGGGAUUGUGUGGUGCGUGCUGGGCGUUUAGUACCAUCGGUGCUAUGGAAGCAAUGGCUGCUAUUACAACGGGAAAGUUUCAACCUCUUAGCGUGCAGGAAGUGAUAGAUUGCGCCGGCCUUGGCAAUAGUGGGUGCGCUGGUGGCGACAUCUGUCUCCUACUGGAUUGGCUCACUAUGACCAAGUCUGUCGUGGAGACGGAUAAAGAAUACCCUCUGAAACUCACGAACGGAGUCUGUGCGAUGAACAAGAAUGCGACCGGUGUUCGUGUGAAGUCAUUCACUUGUGAUGAUUUUACAAGUGCAGAAGACAAGAUUCUAGCGUCGAUUGCUACACAUGGGCCGGUAGCGGUGGCGGUUAAUGCGUUAACCUGGCAGAACUACCUUGGUGGAGUGAUACAAUAUCAUUGCAGCGGGACUCCUAAAGAUCUGAACCACGCAGUGGAGUUGGUUGGUUACGACCUGACAGCUGAUGUGCCGUACUACAUUGCGAAGAACUCGUGGGGUCCAAGUUUCGGGCUAGGAGGCUACAUUCACUUGGCCAUUGGGGCAAAUACCUGUGGAUUGGCCAAUGAGGUAGCGUCUGUCGAUGUCACGGUGUAAAUUCGAAGAAUUAGUAUACUAGCAGUGUACUCAAUCGAAGUAUCGAAUUUAUUUUGCAUCUACCCUCAUUUGUUCGAAUCUCGAUAGAAUUUUUAUUUUUUGUUACUUCUUUAAUUAAGAUUUCAACGUAAAAGGAGACUGAUUUUUUUGUACGUCCAUAUUAUUUUUAGUAUCAAAUAUCCAUGACAAAUAAUAAAUAUAUAAAUCAAUGAACAACUGAAAUCAUGUUGGCUCUGUCUACUCAAGAAAUGAAAGAGACAGCUAUAGUUUUUAAAAACAAAGACAUAGUCUUUUCGUAUAUUUGUUAAUUCUUGCCAAUAUUUAGGGUAGGUCAUAUUUUUUUGUGUCACAAAACUUGUCAUACGAUCAUUGUAUUGGAAUUUUCUUUGUAUUUAGUUUGUAACACACACUGUUUUUAUUUUUUAUUAAGAUGGUUUAAUUUGUUUUGCAACUACCCGCAUUUUUAAAAAACUGCGAUCAUUAAUUUAUAUUAUAAAACUUGCAUAAUAUUUUUUAGAAGAAAUCCGUCCAAAUUUUUCAUGAAAAUUAUUUUUCAUAGUACCACAAGUGUUGUUCUAUUUAUGGGUAUGGGGCAGAUAUCAAAGCAUAUCGCCAAUGUUUCUAAGCCAAGAGUGAGAUAAGCUUAGAGGUGCUGGAAUCGAGUACUGGAAAAAGAGAUUGAAGUAAAUUUGCCCCAUACCCUUCUGCACUUUUGCUAUUAAAAAUAUAUUUAAGCAUUUGUGUACAUUCCAGUAGUUAGUUAAGCUAAAAUGUCAAUACAUACUCAAAAAGUGCCUUAGUUUUGUAAUAACUUUUGAAUACAUGUUUUUUUAUUUAUU